AACCGACGCCGGCUUCAUUUCCACUCUCACUGAGAGAAACCUCGAGACUCCCGAAGAGAGAGAAAGAGAAAGAGAGAGAGAAAGAUAAAGAGAAAGAGGUGAUCUUACCAGAUUUGCAUCUGUACCAUCCCCACCACCGAUCGCCGCCUUCACAGCCACCGCGAUGGCUCAUCCCCACCACCUCCUCACUCUGUCCCUCCUCAUCCUCUCCCUCCUGAUCCCCCACUCCACCGCCGAGAUCAAAACCCUGAAAAUCCAGACCGACUCCCGUCCCAUGAUCCUCUUCGAGAAAUUCGGGUUCACUCACACGGGCCGUGUCACCGUCGCCGUCUCCUCCGUCUCGGUAACCUCCAAUCUCUCUCCCCCCGACCCUUCCCGCCUCGGCUUCUUCCUCCUCUCGGAAGAAUCCCUCCUCCAAGUCCUUCUCGAGAUCCAACAAGACCAGCGUUUCUGCGUCCUCGAUUCGCAGUACACCACCCAUCUCUUCACUUUCCGGGAUCUUUCUCCACCGCCCGCGUCGUCGUUCAAUCAAUCGUAUCCCGUCAGUAUUCCCAAUGAAUACAGCCUUUUCUUCGCCAAUUGCAACCCCGAAAGCUCGGUUACGAUGACCGUGCGCACCGAGAUGUUCAAUGUCGAAUUCAAUGGCGUCAAAGACUAUUUACCGGCAGGUCAAACUCAAUUACCCUCAUUGUAUUUCCUGUUUUCAAUUAUUUAUUUGGUGUUUUUGGGUUACUGGGUGUUUGCCUGUUUGAAGAAUAAGAAAUCUGUGCAUAGAAUUCAUCUUUUGAUGGCUGGGCUUUUGGUUAUGAAAGCAUUGAAUUUGAUCUGUGCUGCUGAGGAUAAACAUUAUGUUAAGGCUACCGGAUCGCCCCACGGGUGGGAUGUGUUGUUUUACUUUUUCCAGUUUAUGAGGGUUGUUCUGUUGUUUACUGUGAUUGUGUUGGUUGGUACUGGGUGGUCGUUUUUGAAGCCCUUCUUGCAAGAGAAGGAGAAGAAGGUGCUUAUGAUUGUGAUCCCACUUCAGGUUUUAGCUAAUAUCGCAUCCAUUGUUAUUGGUGAAACCGGACCCUUUAUUAAGGAUUGGGUUACUUGGAAUCAGGUGUUUUUGUUGGUUGAUAUUAUUUGCUGUUGUGCUAUUAUCUUCCCCAUUGUGUGGUCGAUUCGAUCUUUGAGGGAGACAUCGAAGACAGAUGGGAAGGCUGCUAGGAACUUAGCUAAGUUGACCCUCUUUAGGCAAUUCUACAUUGUUGUUAUUGGGUACUUGUAUUUCACUAGGAUUGUCGUGUUUGCGCUGAAAACUAUCUCAGCGUAUAAGUAUCAGUGGGUGAGCAGUGCCGCUGAGGAGAUUGCUAGUCUCGUGUUCUAUGUGAUCAUGUUUUACAUGUUUAGGCCUGUUGAGAGGAACGAGUAUUUUGCCCUUGAUGAUGAUGAAGAAGAAGCUGCAGAGAUGGCUCUUCGAGAUGAAGAAUUUGAGCUUUAGAAAUGUCAACAAAAUUCAUGAUUGGAUGCCUUUUUUUGAGACUUUAAUGAUGCGGCUUGAGAACUUGCUAACUGCUCUGAUGUUUUGCGCUCGAAACUGCUUAAACAGGUCUGCAGUUGCCUCUCCAUUUAUGCUGCCUUGUUUUUUUUUUUCAGAAUUUAAAUCUGAGUAGUUGUUGUAAUUCUCCUUGAACACAAUUUUAUGUUGCCUUGUUAUAUUAGUACAUUUUUAUACAUUUUAUACUUAACAGGCCAAAUGUUAAAAAUAAUUCGUGCUCUAUGAUGCAAUAUAGCGUAAGUAUUAUUUUUUCUUGUAUUA
Spinacia oleracea (spinach) is the source of this 1798-nucleotide messenger RNA. RefSeq names its product protein CANDIDATE G-PROTEIN COUPLED RECEPTOR 7. Gene Ontology annotation, biological process: transport. The transcript has a single exon. The record is from RefSeq and is a predicted model, not a curated record. Bases 164 to 1480 code for a protein of 438 amino acids. Lineage: Eukaryota; Viridiplantae; Streptophyta; Magnoliopsida; Caryophyllales; Amaranthaceae. Gene Ontology annotation, cellular component: membrane; Golgi apparatus.